CGGCGAGCGAACGAGUCCCGCGAGUGGAGCGGCGCGCGCCGCACCGACCCAGUACGCGCGAUACAUCGCCGCCCUUGUAAACAUACAUUGGUAUACACUUGUAGUCGUAGGAAAAAAUCGUGAGGCUGAUUAAUUGUGAAGAUUUGUUCAAAUUGUAGAAGAAGCGUAGACUUUGUUUUAAAUAAACACUAUACAGUAUUAGAGGAAGAUGCAGUGCUAUCCUAAACUAUCGCCGAAGCGCGAACCUUCGGACCAUGGAUAUGAAAUAGAGAUUGUGGGUGGUGCUCGAAGACUUGAACUGCCGGCGCCGCCUGGCAAGGAGUUUCGCGCCCCGUGCUUGUUGCCGGCGCCGGCGCUGCCUCCUCCACCAACGCACUCGGUUAUUCAAUGCAUGCGACCGCCACCGCCGCCGCCACCACCGCAGCGUCUUCACAAGCCACCACCUUUCGAGGAACCUUCAAGCUCCAUUCCAGAUCUAGAGUUCGAUGGUACCACGGUGUUGUGCCGAGUCUGUGGAGAUAAGGCGAGUGGAUUUCAUUACGGCGUGCAUUCCUGUGAGGGCUGCAAGGGCUUCUUUCGUCGCUCUAUACAACAGAAGAUACAAUAUAGGCCCUGCACUAAAAAUCAACAGUGCUCCAUCUUAAGAAUAAACAGAAACCGGUGCCAAUACUGCCGAUUGAAAAAAUGCAUUGCCGUUGGAAUGAGCAGAGAUGCUGUGCGAUUUGGGCGCGUUCCGAAACGCGAAAAAGCGCGUAUUUUAGCAGCAAUGCAACAAUCUUCUUCGUCACGGGCGCAAGAACAAGCAGCAGCCGCAGAACUAGAUGACGCCCCGCGGUUAUUGGCCCGAGUGGUGCGCGCUCAUCUCGAUACCUGCGAGUUCACCCGCGACCGCGUGGCCGCCAUGCGUGCCCGCGCUCGUGAUUGUCCCACCUAUUCUCAACCCACUUUGGCUUGCCCACUGAAUCCAGCGCCCGAGUUGCAGUCUGAGAAAGAAUUUUCUCAGAGAUUCGCCCACGUUAUUCGCGGUGUGAUUGACUUUGCCGGCCUCAUACCUGGAUUCCAGUUACUCACGCAAGAUGACAAGUUUACUUUGUUAAAGAGUGGUCUCUUUGACGCUCUAUUUGUGCGGCUUAUUUGUAUGUUUGAUGCUCCGCUCAAUAGUAUAAUAUGCUUAAAUGGUCAACUUAUGAAACGUGACUCAAUUCAAAGUGGAGCCAACGCACGUUUCCUCGUAGACUCUACAUUUAAAUUUGCAGAACGCAUGAAUUCCAUGAAUUUAACAGACGCCGAAAUCGGGCUCUUCUGCGCUAUUGUUUUAAUUACACCAGACCGACCAGGUCUUCGCAAUAUCGAAUUAGUAGAGCGAAUGCACGCGAGACUGAAAGCGUGUCUACAAACUGUCGUUACUCAAAAUAGACCAGACAGACCUGGUUUCCUUCGGGAAUUAAUGGAUACUCUACCUGACCUUCGUACGCUUAGUACGCUUCAUACAGAAAAACUGGUCGUAUUCCGCACAGAACAUAAGGAACUACUAAGACAACAGAUGUGGGGUGAUGAAGAAGGAUGCUCCUGGGCAGAUUCAGUUGUAGACGAAUCAGCUCGCAGUCCUAUUGGGUCUGUGUCUAGCAGCGAAUCUGGUGAAGUAGUAGGCGACUGUGGUACACCUUUGUUAGCCGCAACCUUAGCCGGGCGCCAAAGGUUAGACUCUCGAGGCUCUGUUGAUGAAGAAGCUCUCGGUGUUGCUCAUUUAGCGCACAACGGACUUACGGUUACACCGGUGCGUCCUCCACCGCGGUAUCGUAAAUUAGAUUCCCCAACUGAUUCUGGAAUCGAAUCUGGCAAUGAGAAACAUGAAAGAAUCGUCGGCCCUGGUUCGGGCUGUUCCAGUCCGCGGUCGUCGCUCGAGGAACACACGGAAGACAGACGGCCACCAGCACUGGCGGACGAUAUGCCUGUUUUAAAGCGCGCAUUAGAAGCACCACCGAUUCGUCCAUUUGACGCACCACGUCCGCGUUCGCUCAUGGAAGAGGCAUAUAAUCGUCAUAAAAAAUUCCGUGCUAUGCGCCGUGAUACUGGAGAAGCUGAAGCGCGACCAAUGCAGCUGACGCCGUCGCCGCAACCCCCGCAGCACCCGCACCCGGCAAGCCCUGCCCAUCCGGCACAUUCGCCAAGGCCGUUGCGUGCUUCUCUCUCUUCUACGCACUCGGUGCUGGCUAAGAGUCUUAUGGAGGGUCCUCGUAUGACCCCGGAGCAGCUGAAGCGAACAGACAUUAUCCAACAGUAUAUGCGACGCGGCGAUGUGGCUACGGGUGGAAGUCCAAGCACAGGUGCAAGCGAGGGUUGCCCCCUGCGCGCUGGUGGGUUGCUUACAUGCUAUCGCGGAGCGUCUCCGAAGCCUGAACCAGUACUGGAGCUGCAAGUUGACGUUGCGGACGCGCCUCUUAACCUCUCGAAGAAGUCACCGUCGCCUCCGCGCUCCUACAUGCCGCGCAUGCUGGAAGCGUGAGGCCGGCCUGCGGAGCCACACGUCUCCGCUACCCCACCCCGACCUACUUUAAAUUGAAUAAACUAUGUAGUUAAUAAUCGUUCGCAAAUCGGUUUAAUAUAUUAUAUGUGAUAAUUCGUUUAAGACGCGUGCGUGUGUGGCCGGUGCCGGACGAGGAGAGCGCAAUAGACUGAAAAAUAAUUUAAGACUAUAUAAGUAUAAUUAUUUAUAAUGCAAUGCAGCACCGGUCGUGGUGUGUUUGUGAGUGUAUUGUAUGUGCGUAUGUGGGCGUGCUCAGUCAUUUGUUUGUUAAUAUAAUGACAGGUUGUCAAAUUAAAAUAAAACAAACUUGUAAAAA
Molecule: messenger RNA, 2843 nt
Organism: Vanessa atalanta (red admiral)
Lineage: Eukaryota; Metazoa; Arthropoda; Insecta; Lepidoptera; Nymphalidae
Gene: Eip75B
Product: ecdysone-inducible protein E75
Exons: 5
Coding region: 209-2506 (765 amino acids)
Biological process (GO): positive regulation of transcription by RNA polymerase II; hormone-mediated signaling pathway; negative regulation of transcription by RNA polymerase II
Molecular function (GO): nuclear receptor activity; RNA polymerase II cis-regulatory region sequence-specific DNA binding; zinc ion binding
Source: RefSeq, a predicted model, not a curated record